Messenger RNA from Anastrepha obliqua, 2394 nucleotides. It is a transcript of the gene Cog2, whose product is annotated as conserved oligomeric Golgi complex subunit 2. Gene Ontology annotation, cellular component: membrane; COG complex. The transcript has 4 exons. Lineage: Eukaryota; Metazoa; Arthropoda; Insecta; Diptera; Tephritidae. Bases 118 to 2286 code for a protein of 722 amino acids. The record is from RefSeq and is a predicted model, not a curated record. Gene Ontology annotation, biological process: protein transport; intra-Golgi vesicle-mediated transport; Golgi organization.
ACUAAAUUUGACAAUUUAAGACAUCUUUCCUAGUAAAAUCGUUUACGUGUAUUUUCAACUAAUCUGUUUUCAAUUUAACAAGAAUUUGUUGUUUUUUCUAAUAUUUUGCUGUGUACAAUGAAAGAUCACAAUACUAACAUAAUAGGAAACCCAAAUGGAUUUAUAAAAUUGGAUGGAAGUAAGAACGUUGCCUCACUAUGUUUUGACAAGAAUGAUUUCAUGAAGGGGAACUUUUCCGUUGAUGAAUUUUUACAUAAAAAUCGCAAUGCCCCAAGUUUAGAACAACUACGUGAUGAUUUGGGUAUAUAUCUAAAGGACUUACGUGCAUCAAUGAUUGACCUCAUUAAUGAGGAUUAUGCCGACUUUGUCAGUUUAUCAGCCAAUCUCGUUGGAUUAGAUCAGUCCAUUGCAAAUAUAGAAAAUCCAUUAAUUCAGUUUCGUAAGGAAAUUGAAAAUAUUCGUUCCCUUGUCAAGGAGUGUGCUACCGAGGUGUGCAACAAUUUGGAUAGAAAACGAAAGUUGCGUGAACAGAAACGUAAUUUGCAAUGCUUUCAGAAAGUCAAUGAAACAGUAAACAAGCUUGAAAGCCUAUUAGAACACCAAUUGAAAGAAAAGCUUAAGCCAAUUGAUUUGGAACGUGCAGCUUUAGAAUUGGUACAAUUACAGUUUAAUCAACAGUUUUGUUCGGAAAUUUUAAGUGAUGAACAGAGGAGAAACAUUGAAAGAUUACAAAAUGAAGUAUUAGCGAAAUUACGAAUAUUUUUUAAUGACGCACUCAAGAGUUCUACCAGUACUUGUUCAGAGCUAUUAGAGCGCUGUUUACGGAUUUACAUAACGCUUGAUGCGUGCCAUAUAGCCGAACAAGUUUUUCGUGAGGAUAUCGUAGCCCCAUAUAUGAGGAGAAAUAUUUCCGAACAUUGCUUGCAAAACUCGCCACAGGGUUUAUCGGGUAUAUAUGGGAAAAUUUUGAAUUUUAUUUCACUCCACAUGACCGACUUGCUACGAUUGACACAUUAUACCGACAAGUUGAAUGGUUUCAAUUUUUUAGUAAAUAGUUUCUGGGCUGAUGUAGAAAUGCGAUUAGAAACACAUAUGCCAUCGAUUUUCGCACCCGGUAAUUCAGAUGUUUUUUAUGUUAAAUAUAAAUGCACACGUGACUUUUUAUCAAAAAUCGAAGAGCUCCUCGCUGAUGGAGACGCUAUUAAGUAUUUCAGACAGCAGAAACAAACCAUAAGCUUCCAAUCACGUUGGAACCUGCCUGUUUAUUUCCAAAUAUGCUUUCAGGAGAUAGCUGGAGAAUUUGAGAGUACUUUAGAACCUUUGUAUUCGAGCACAUUAAUCUCUGAGGCAGGAGUUGUCGAUGAUCGCUUUAAGUUAGCCACAUUUAAUAGCGCUAACAAAGCUAUUGAACGCUGUUGGACGGAAGGUGUCUACUUAACAGAGAUAUUCCCAAAAUUCUAUAAAUUAAGUGUGCAAAUAUUACUACGCCUUUCUCGCUGGAUAUACGAUGUAAUAAAGCUUAUCAUAAAAGGGAAUUCGAAAAGUCCUAGCCAGCUGGAACAUCAUUCCCAAUUACAUAAAACCGACUUACUGAUAGCGUUAUAUGCAGAUUCUCAGAAACUUAUCGGAAAAUUGCCUCAAAUACAGCUAAAUAUAAAUAAAAAUAUACCAAAUGAAAUGCAAAAUGCAUCAUCAGUGUAUGAAGUGGUUGCCAAAUCUUUAACUGACGUGCGUGAAACAAUUGAGAGGCAUUUAACAACGAUUCAGGAUGCACUGGUAGACCUUCUUAUAUCUGAGAGUGGUCUAGAAAACGUCCGCCAAGUAAAAGAUUUGCCGCGUUUGUACCGAAAGACCAAUCGAGAUACACCUACGAGACCUUCCACAUAUGUUGAGCAAAUGCUUCGUCCAUUGAAACAAUUUCAAAAAGAGCAAAGUUCCCAAUUGGGAAAUCCGAUUGUGACCGAUAUAUUGCUGCGAGUUUGCGCAAAGAUAACCAAAGAUUACUAUGUAGCUGUUAUGGAUGUCCUCACAUCUGUCCAGAAGACAGAGGAAUCAUUACGUCGCUUGCGCAAUCUUAAAUCUGGAACUACUGCGGCACUUACAACAGGAACAACAGCGAUGUCUGAUGACGAUAAAAUACGAUUGCAACUUCAUGUUGAUGUGAUUACAUGGACUGGCGAACUGGCCAAAUUGAGUAUUAUGCCAUCUCAUAUUGAAAACUUGCUCGCGUUAAAUAAUAUUGUAGAGACAAGCUCGAAAAUGAAAGAGAAUCACGACAAUGAAUAAGAAUAGUAAACAAAUAAUUGUGUUGAUGCUAAGGAAGUAGGAAAGUAUGUAUUAUUUUGCGCGAAACAUUUUAUAAGCCACAUUUUCGGUAUUUAUAUUUUGCAAAUG